Molecule: messenger RNA, 3763 nt
Organism: Mizuhopecten yessoensis (Yesso scallop)
Lineage: Eukaryota; Metazoa; Mollusca; Bivalvia; Pectinida; Pectinidae
Product: serine/arginine repetitive matrix protein 2-like
Exons: 5
Coding region: 410-2713 (767 amino acids)
Source: RefSeq, a predicted model, not a curated record
UGACAUAUGGUUGAUGAGAAUAACCAUGAGCUAAUAUGGAACGCGGACAUGGAUACACAUGACACAAACAAGCCCUCCGCAAUAGAUUUGUUUAGCUGUGUAAUAACGGUUGGUACCUCAGUUGAAUAAACACGUUUUUAUCGAGUGGCUGGUAGUCGACUCUAAGGAUGGACUCAACUUCAAUAACAGGAGAAGAUGGAAUCAAUAGCUCUCGUGUAAUAGAAAGUACAAGUCUAUCUGAGUGAGUUUACCGACAAACAUUGUAUUAUAGAACAAAUUCGUCCCAGUGGAAUUAUUGCUCCACGUGUGAUACUAACGCAAGGACCCCAAGCUUGUCCUGUCCUGCAAAGACGGUCGGCGACCAGUGGACGGAAAUACAUUGUACGAGGUGUUUAAUCAGGUGUACGGAAUGCAGUAUAUGAACGCUCGCCGGGUCCUCAACAACAAAUACCGUCGCCAUAACCCUAAUGACGGACUCACGUUGGCAGAGAGGAUCAAGAACAGACGAUAUGGCAGCCAGAGUGGUAGUGAUGACUCGUACGGCAAUGGUGAUGCUAACUAUAGUGAGAGAAACGAUAGCUCCUUCUCCAGUGUAGAUAUAGCGGAUUAUGCUGAUAUCGACGACGGAAAGAGAACCCCAACGCCGGAACCCACAGCACCCCAACGACGACCGGCUAGCCACCACAAGGCCUCUCCCUCGACAUCCCGUCAACAGGACAUGGAGGGGACGCCAAAAAAUAGGAGAAAGCCAACAAGAACAGAUUCUAGACACUCAGUUUCAUCAACACCACCCUUACCACCGAUCAGGUCAAUGACCCCGAAGUCAUCCCGAAGACGAUCCCAGUCGUCGGAACAGAAACAGCAACCACGCACCGUCCUUCCCCCAAUAAAAUCACAGGGUUCGAUACAACGGGACUAUGACGAUCAGUCACGUGAUGGCAUAACACCACCUCGUGACACAAGUAAUUUUGACCCGGAUGUUGGAGUUGGUGUGAUGGUUGUCGGAAAUGAGAGGUUGAAGAGUAACACUCCACCUCCAGCUCACACAGAAAGGAGGCGAAAAUCAAGGUCGCCAAGUCCAAGAAGGAGAUCAAGGUCACAUUCUAGACGACGAAGUAACGUAGACGUGCACGUGAUAAACCACGUACGACAUCACAGUUCUGAUUCCCGGGAAAGGAGAAAACCUGUUGAUGAUAAACGGAGAAGGUCUCAUAGUAGAUCCCGAAGGUCAAAAUCAAGAUCCAGAUCCAGAUCGCGAAAUAAGAACGUCAUUAUUCACAAUGUUCGUGACAAGUCGAGGUCAAGAAGUCGCACUAGGUCCCCUAGAAGGAGAUCACGGUCAAGAUCGAGGUCAAGGUCAAGAUCAAGACGGCGAAAAUCUCGAUCAAGAUCACGAGAUGUGCAUGUCGUCAUGGCACAGAGUAAUUCGCGAGGCAGAAAAAGUCGCUCUCGCUCUCAUGACAGAAGAAGAAGUCCCUCCAGAGGUCGUUCUAAAAAUAAACAUAAGAGUCCGUCAAGGUCACGAUCACGAAAAAGGUCACAUUCACGAUCGAAAGUAGUGGUAGUUGCUGCUCCCACUGAACGAUCAAGGCCGAGAUCUCGUUCAAGGACUCCAAAACGUAAGUCAAGGAGCAGGUCUAAGAGCAGGCAUCAUAGGUCUCAUUCAAGGUCACGAAAGAAGUCCCGGUCACGUUCAAGGUCAAGAUCUCGUAGUUUAAGUGUUACGUUGGUUGCUGCUCCAUCAUCAAGAAGAGAUCGCUCGAGGACGCCGGAGAAAAAACGACGGAAGAGUCCAACUCCUACGCGGUCUAGUAGACGGUCGAGUCCGAAGAAAAGUAGAUCUCGAACCCCGGAACGACAAUCAAGAAAGUCAAGUAGGCGAUCUAGUCCAAAGAAAAAUCGAUCACCAACCCCUAAAAGUCGAUCUCGAACCCCGGAACGACAAUCAAGAAAGUCAAGUAGGCGAUCUAGUCCAAAGAAAAUUCGAUCACCAACCCCUAAAAGUCGAUCUCGAACACCAGAGCGAAAGAGUAAAACACCAAAACCACCCCCGGCUGCACGUCCAGCUAAAACACGGUCACCAGAUAUAGCCGUAUCAGCAGCAACUGCAGUUGCUGCAUCUGCUAACAAUAGGUCACCAGAAAGAGAAUCAAGAAAGUCGAGCAGACGGUCUAGUCCCAAAAACAGGUCGCCAACACCACCAGAUUCUCCGGAUCCCAGGCGAUCAUCUCCAAAAGAAAGCCCAAGAAAAAGCAAGACACCUAAACCUUCUCCAGCCCCACCGCCGGCAGCAAAACCUGACAAGGCAGACUCUCCCGCUGGUCCAGUGAAGGCGGCUGUCGCGGCUGCUGCAGAAGCUGCACCUUCUCGGUCCCGCCCUCCGUCAAAACGUCCACCGUCGGAUAAAAAGGAAAAUGAUUUACCUGAAUCUUUAUCGGGUAAAUCCCCGAGUGAUGUGGGUUCACCUCCUCCUUCAACAAGCAUGCAACAGACACCUAAACCAAAGAAAGAGAAAGCGCCGCCUAAAAAAUCCAAAGGCAAAGAUGAUAUGGAAAAUAUGAUAGCACAACUGGACAAAUUAACAGACUUUAACCUCAAAAACCUGUCUGGGAACGGCGGAGAGGCUGAGGCACCAGAGGUAGACAAGAAAUAUCUUGACAAAAUGAACGAUCCAGACUUUCAGAAAGAUCUUAAUGCGUUUCUGACGUCAUGAGUUUAGGAGAUCGUGUUAACUGCAUGUGUAUUUCUAAAUUAUAGACUCUGUCGUCGUAGGUUCGGGGGAAUGGGCUACCCAAUCAGCGUUGAAUAUGCUUGAAGCUGUGAUGUCGGUAGAUGACAGGUGUUAUAGAUGAAUGAAUUCAACAGCAAAGCUAUCAGCUAUCUGGUUUUGCCCGAUUUUAAAUAUUUUGAUCAGUGCCAGGAAUUCUUCUGAAAUUAUGCACUAGUUGUUGACUGCACGUGUCAAUUUAAAACGAUAAUUUCUCUGUAAAUAUGAAGCUGACUCUUCAAGUGACGGUUGGUCAGUUUUCCUCACUGAUGUAUCAUUGGAUGAACAUAAACUAGUAUUUACGAUCAAAUGACGUCGCCCUGCCGUUGUGAUAUACGGUCAAACUUCAAUUUGUUGUGUUCGCGAUGAUGUCAAAAACAAACAAUUACUUAUAUGUGUGAUACAAACAAUGGUCUAAGUAACAGGAUUAAAUUUGUGAUUAUUUGCUUUGGAAAUGGUGUAAUAUUUAAAGGUGGAUAAUGAAAUCCACUUACCUUUUGUGAGAUUGCUAUUUUCACGGUAACUCGAUUGGAUAUUACGUCGUAAAUGAAAGUGACAGAAAUUCGUUCUUAUGUAAAUUGUAUGACUGACAUUGUAUUAGCAUGUUACAAAGUGUAUUACAGUGUGGAUUUUAGUAAUACGUUUAUGUAAAAGUCUGCAGAAUGGCCAUAAAUGGGCAGAGUAAUGGCUAAAAAAAAUUGGAACAGAAAUUUAGUUUGACAUGUUUCAAACAUUACAUAUCAAAGAAGACAAGUCUACAGUGUUAUAGAAGUCAGUACACUCUAGUACUUUCUAGUUCUAGCGUGACAAAACUGCAGUAUUAUAUGAUGACGUCAUAAUGGUGGUGGUUUGUUGUGAUCGUAUCAAACAAUUACGCAAUUUGCUUAAAUAACAUUAUCUACUUAGACGUGUGUGCGAUCAUAAAAAAAUUUGAUUAUUUAUACAGUAUCUGGAGCAGUCCUGUAAUAAAAUGAAAUAUGAGAUAUAACUGUUUAU